AUGAGAGUACAUGUGUUUGGUAAUAGCCCCUCGCCUGCUGUUGCUACAUAUGGACUUAGGAAGUCUGUGGAACUUGGACCAGUGCCGUCAGAGGUAAAGCAGUUUGUAGAAAGAGAUUUCUAUGUUGAUGAUGGUCUCAUAUCUUUGCCUACAGUUGAUAAGGCAGUGAAUCUGAUGAAAAGUACUCAAAAGGUCUUGCUGGCAAAUGGUAAUAUGCGUCUACAUAAAAUAACCUCGAACAAUGACAGGGUUAUGAACGCCUUCCCAACAGAUGACCUUGCCAAAGAUCUUAAAGAUCUAGACCUUGGUGUGGACUCUCUACCACAACAAUGUAGCCUUGGUUUGAUUUGGGAUCUUGAAACAGAUACUUUUGGCUUUCAAGUGUGUACAGAAGAGAAACCUUUCACUAAAUGGGGAAUCCUAUCAACUAUUAACAGUCUUUUCGACCCUAUUGGAUUUGUUGCUCCAGUUGACUUGCACAUUCCGCAUACCUACAUCCCAGUCUCUCUGGAGGCUGUUAAAAAGAGAGAAGUACACAUCUUUUCUGAUGCCUCAGAACAAGCUAUAGCAGCAGUAGCUUACUUAAAGACCACAUACCAUGAAGAGAACCACCAUCUUGGAUUUCUUCUAGGUAAAGCAAAAGUAGCCCCUAGAAGUGGUCACACUAUACCACGUCUGGAGCUUUGUGCAGCUGUGUUGGCUGUCGACAUUGCAGAGUUGUUGUCGAAGCAGUUGGACAUUCCACUCAAUGACUUCCAUUAUUACACAGAUAGUAGAAUCAUUCUUGGUUACAUCCACAACCAAACUAGAAGAUGUUAUGUCUACAUCUCAAAUCAAGUACAACGCAUUAGGCAGUCUUCAAAGUCUGAACAAUGGAGAUACGUUUCAACAAAUUCUAACCCAGCAGAUCAAGCGACUAGAUCAGUACAUGCAUCUUUGAUGUAUAGUUGUGAUUGGCUCAAUGGCCCAUCUCAUCUCUUGAGAAUCGGUAAGACAGGAGAAAAAACAUAUCCUCUCCUGGAACCAGAAAGUGACAAAGAUGUAAGACCCUUGGUCAUCCCACUUGCUACCACUGUGAAAGAGACAUUUGGUUUACAUCGUUUUGAACGUUUUUCAUCUUGGAAAAGAUUGUUAGAAACUAUCGCACAUCUCAAACAGAUUGCACGUAAUCUUCAUGAGAAGAAAGUUACGAAUCUCAACUACAAGAAUGUAAACUCUUAUGCUGAAGGAGAACAAUUCAUCAUCAGAACUGUUCAAAAGGAAAUCUAUUCAAGAGAACUGAAUUGUCUCAAGAGAAACGAACCACUGCCAAAGGUUAGCUCCAUAGUCAACCUCUGUCCAUUUAUAGACGAAAGUGGUUUACUUAGGGUAGGUGGUCGCCUUAACAGGGCAGAAUUGACUGUGGGUGAAAGAAAUCCUCUUAUAAUUCCAGGACACGGUCACAUCGCCACUCUUCUGGUGUGGCAUUUCCAUGAGGCUGUAAAACACCAAGGACACCAUUUCACCGAAGGGGCUGUACGGUCCGCUGGAUAUUGGAUAACGGGUGGUAAGAAACUGAUUUCUCCACUGAUAUACAAAUGUGUGAAAUGUCGUAAACUUCGAUGUCUGAUCUUCCCCCUGAUCAUUUAA
Messenger RNA from Gigantopelta aegis, 1629 nucleotides. RefSeq lists its product as uncharacterized. The record is from RefSeq and is a predicted model, not a curated record. Lineage: Eukaryota; Metazoa; Mollusca; Gastropoda; Neomphalida; Peltospiridae. The transcript is spliced from 2 exons. Bases 1 to 1629 code for a protein of 542 amino acids.